GGUCCCCGUUGUCAUCGCAACCACAUAAAUAAAGCGUGUCAUAACUUGAAGCGGAAACCAGGUGCGAAAACAGGUAAAUUGUUUACUUCUAGACACCACUCGUUUUCAGAUUUCUAAACAUGGCCUGCACACAGAGAGGAAACAAUGAGCUGAAAAUGAAAGCGAAGAGAAUGAUGAAGGAGGCAAAAGACCCCAUUGAAAAGCUUCGCUACGCUUGUCUAGCCAGAGGGGCCAGUGGUAUCAAAGGUCUGGGCAGAACAUUCAGAAUAAUGGAUGAUGAUUCCGAUUUAAGUCUGAACAUGAAGGAAUUUAAAAAAGGAAUUCAUGAUUAUGGGUUGAUCAUGGAUGAUGAUGUCGUGAGCUCAUUGUUUCAACAGUUAGAUAAGGAUCACAGUGGGUCCCUGUCAUUUGAUGAAUUCUUGACUGCCCUCAGACCACCUAUGAAUAACUCAAGGAAAGAACUCAUAAGGAGAGCGUUCCAGAAACUGGACAGAACAGGGGAUGGCGUGGUGACCGUACAGGAUCUUCAUGGUGUGUACAACGUAAAGAAACACCCCAAAUACAUCAGCGGAGAGUGGACGGAAGACCAGUGCCUCAAACAGUUCUUAGACUCCUUCGAUUCUCCCAACGACAAAGACGGAAAGGUGACUGAAGAGGAAUUUUUGAAUUAUUAUGCUGGAGUUAGCGCCUCUGUAGACAACGAUGCCUACUUUCACCUAAUGAUGACUAAUGCAUGGAAGUUGUGAGACAAAGAGAGACAGUGUUUGCUGCAUGAAGUGCACCACAGCAUGCAUGGACCUAUAGUUAAUUUUACUUCAAAUAUGGGGAUUCUCCUUAUCUGUGAUAAGAUAUAAUUAUACAUGUAUAUAUAUAGAUACUUGCAAUUUUGUCCAAAAUUUUGGUUUUGGCAUUUAAUCCUCAUGACAGCUUAGGGUUGGAGUAGUGAUUUUCAUUCUCCGUUACUUUAUAACAUGUUGUAAACUUGACGGAUAUAAUGAAUUACGCUUAUAAUGAAGCAAAAUUGUUCGUCCCUGGCACUUCGUUGUAAGCGUGUUUCACUGUAGUGAAAAUUUAUUAAAUCUAACAAAAACGUCUUCUCCACUCCAGUAUAAAGAGAAAAACUAAAAAAACUAAUAUAUGAUUAUGAAGUCCAUUAUGCCCUCUACUAAAAUUGUGUAAUUCUUGGCCCCUAGGUCAGUGGUCCAGGCCCUUUGGCGGGCCCGUAUUGCCAUAUUAAAAAUGUAUAAGAUUUUACACUAUUUUCUUCUUUCCUUUCAAAGUAGAGGGAGAUAAACUAAAUGCAUUUGCUAUUUUGGUCAAAAAUGUCCUCUUCUUAGAUUGUGAAAUAAAUUGUUAAAAUAUUUUCUUCCGUACUUUCAUAGUGGAAAGGGGGGGGGGGGGGUAAACUAAGUGUAUUUGUUAUUCAUUGGGCGGGGGUUCAGGCUUUCAUUCGGGGUGAGGGGGACUAUUGUGUAUGGUCCAUAAGUUUACAUGCAUUGUCCAUUAACAGUUUUACAUUAGGCAAUGGUACUCGUGUGAUCGUCAAGGCCGGUGGGUCUCUUGUUCAGUGUAACAACGCUUAGAAGCGAAAAAUUAAUGCCAAUAUUCAAGAGAAAAAGUAAGGAGAAACUCAUGUAUGGAGAAUUUAUAUAUGAUCAUGAAACAACUCUAUAAUGUGAUCACAAUUCUAGAAUUUAACAUUUUUAUCAACUAAUGCUCGAAUAGACUCUAGACCCAGUAUAUCACAGAGAAAUAGGAUGUCGGGGCAUUGAAUUUGUUAUAAAGCUUUUAUCGAAAAAAGAGAUUAAAUGAAAUAGUUUCUGAUAUAUUUAUUAAAAAUGAAAUUUUU
Messenger RNA from Magallana angulata, 1849 nucleotides. Its product is annotated as calcyphosin-like protein. Gene Ontology annotation, molecular function: calcium ion binding. NCBI's taxonomy places the organism in Eukaryota, Metazoa, Mollusca, Bivalvia, Ostreida, Ostreidae. The transcript is spliced from 5 exons. The record is from RefSeq and is a predicted model, not a curated record. The coding region runs from base 120 to 746 and encodes 208 amino acids.